AUGACCCAGUUAUCCACUUUCCUAUUUCCCAUCCGCGAGGUCUCCAACGACCGUAUCAAACUCAUCCCUUUCAACCCAGACCAUCACACCCACGCAUUCUUCCGCCUCUCAUCCCCCCAUCCAGAACUAUACACACACAUGCCCAUGGGUCCCUGGGACUCAGAAGAAGCACUCAAAGCCGAAUUCUACUCCCAAUCCCAAACACAACUCCUCUCAUUCUCAAAUCCCACAUCACUCGCUUUCGCCAUCAUCGAUAAGACUCGCCCGCCAUCUAUCGAUGACCCCGAGGGUGAACUCGCCGGUACUGUCAGUCUAGUGCGAACAUCGGAUACACAUCUAUGUACCGAAAUCGGCUUCAUUAUCAUUUUACCACCAUUCCAGCGGACGCACGUUGCAAAGAAUGCCGUCGGGCUGGCUUUGCAGUAUAGUCUUCAAGACCCCCAGAUAGGUGGACUUGGUUUGCGUCGGGUCCAUUGGCGAACGAGCACGAUGAAUGUUGCGAGCGCGAGACUCGCGGAGAAGAUGGGAUUUGAAAGAGUUGGCGUUGUGCCUUGGCAUAUGAGAUUUGUGAAAGGGAAGAAGAGGGCGAAGACUGGUAAUGGCAAGUCUUUACCUCCUGGGAGCGAUCCUAAUGAUUUGUGGAGGGAUACUAUUGAUUACAGCCUUUCGUGGGAGCGGUGGGAGAAUUUCGCCAGGGAAGAGACUCGGAAACAGAUAGCAUUGUGA
This is a messenger RNA of Penicillium brasilianum, 726 nucleotides long. Lineage: Eukaryota; Fungi; Ascomycota; Eurotiomycetes; Eurotiales; Aspergillaceae. The record is from the annotation of a GenBank genome assembly.